AUGUUAGAGGAUGAUAAGGAGAAACGAAUCAACGUUCACCUGUUCACUACCACCAUAGGUCCAAACGAUGCCUUCUUCGCCAUGAACGUGGAAUUUCAGCAAGAAGCGUAUUUGGAGUACGUGGUUCUGGCGAAGCAAGACGAGGAGGGGAUGAUUUGGCAUCUUUAUCCCGAUGAAGAACCUCAUCCUGCCUUGGACGGGAACAGGCAAGGUAGCCCACACAGGGAAUCAUUCCAUGUUGCUCUGUUGAAACGCACAACUCAUUUUCCGGUGACUAGUAUCGCAACGAGUUCUGGCUACUUUGGAGGGCGCCUCCCACAACCGUUCCCCAGCGUGUCGGACUUUGUCGAGUACCAUCAACAAUUUUUGGGCCAUGAUAUUCCGCUUUGCUUGGUUGAAAACAUGCUCGCUGCCUUACCUCUCGACGUGGCCAUGUGUUUUGUCCACGGUGGCUUCUUCCCAAACAAUUUUCUGUUGCUCACGAUCAUUGAUUGGCGCUCUUUACUUGAUCAAACCUCACGACUAGAAAGGAUCGCAACACACCACAACCAAAUCCUCGCCGAACUCGAGACUGAGAUGGCAAUCGCUCAGGAAGCCUUGAAAACUAUGAUGGAGCAGCGAAAUGAUACACACGCCCUGUUGGCGCCCUUGAGCAGCACUGUCGACGCAGGUGAAGCUCUCUUUGAUAACGUUGACGAACAAAUGGUUGACGUAGAAUGCGAUUUGUACUCGCUGCAAGGUGGAUCAGAGAAGCAGAUCUCAAGCGCAAGCAUCACGGAUCAUAGCGAAACUUUGUACGAAGUCAAACCUGAAAUCGAGGAAGGCCAACUAGAGCUGCGACGGCCCUUGAAGCAACGUAAAGACAUCUCAGAGCAGUUGGAUCACCAUCGUGACCUACUCUCGCCCAUACGCAAGGCCUCCGACAGGCAUUUUCUCCAAUCCCCAACUUAUGUCUCUCCGAGUGUUCUGACUGGCGUUUGUGUUGCCUGGAAGAAUAUUGCACUCGGUAUGCACGAAUUAUGGUCCUUCAUACUGGUCGAGAUACGGAAAGGGAAGUUCUACCCUGACAAACAUACCGUUGAAAGGUGGAUCGAGCGCUCUGGCUCCUCCGCGCUUUCUUUCUCUAUUGAAGAAAGAGAUUCAUCUUUUCAUGCAGGAGUUGAUCAGAUUCCGCCCACCAUACCACACGACAAUACGAAUUCUGAGCACCCCGCUGGAUCACCAGUCGCGUCCAUGCUCGACCCCUUCAGUCCCCAUUACUCUCGAUGGCAGAGAGUCCGUCUGAGAUACAGCGAUGCAUCGCCUGGUACAGUUGUUACUGCCUUGCCAUUGCCCAUAAACACGACGUAUCCUUUACUUGAAGAGGUAUACUUGGACAAAGGUUACUGGUGGGCACAAGAAGAUCUAGACUGCAUCAAAUCCAUGAUGGUCUCCGCACCACGGCUCCAUUCCGUUACCUGGCUAAGCGAGAAAUCAUACAAAAUGCUUGCAUUUCCAUGGAAGCAGCUCACACACUUCUUGCAGGGCCCCAUUGCCACUAUGAACGAGGGUCUUCGUGUCCUAGCGAUCUGUCCUCAUCUCAAAUCCCUGGAGCUGACGCUCUUUCUUCCCAUGUUUCCCAUCGACGACGACGACGAUCCAUUUGUCCACAACACUUUAGAACGCCUACAUCUACGUACUGCAGGUAACCUGGCAGUCCUUUUCGACAAAGUCACUCUACCAGCUCUGAAGGAUCUAUCGCUCUCCGAAUUACAUGGAGCCUCACCCAACCCCCCUGUACAGCUUGGCCGGUGGCCACAAUCCCAGUUCCUUCCAUUCCUCCUACGUUCAGGUUGCACCAUCAAGCAAUUCAUCAUUCAGGAGUGGGAUAUUUCAGCAGAAGAGAUAGCGGAGUGCCUCGUACAUCUGCAGAUAUCGAAGUCAUUGGAUUCGUUGUCUAUCACGGAAUAUCACCAAAAGCAUCUGUGCAUGACGGAUGAGGUUCUUAGGCGGUUGACGUAUACCCCAUCAGUUAUCUCGUCAAAAAACGUUCUGUGUCAUGGGGAUGACCAGCUGGCCGAGGACACCCCAUUGGAGACUAUCUGUCCAAAUCUCACGACCAUCAGGAUGUGGGGAUGCAUUUCUGCCCAGGAUGGAAAGGUCGCAGAUAUGGUAGAGUCGAGAUGGUUAUCCAGGACCGAAGGUUGCCCCAUCGUGCAACUCAGGACGGCGGCAAUAGGGGUUUUCGCUGACGCAUGUCAUACGGAGGAUUGGACUCGGUUGGAGGCGCUGAACGUAGACAGCACCUAUGUAUCCUGUGCUUCAACUUUCCAUCUGCCUAUCAACACCGAGUUGAAAUCUCAGUCAGACUCAAUCAGGGAGGGCAGAUAUACCCAGGCAACCAAUUGCUAUUGGCCGGUGGCAGCUAGUUGGACCAUCUCCAUCGAAGAGCGAGAUCCAUUCCUCCGCAGCAGCCGCGCUGGGAUUGACUACACUCUUCCCACCAUACUUACCGCCGAACCAGAAUCCGAGGAUCCCACCGAUUCAGUCGUUUCGUCCAUGCUCGAGGUCUUCAUCACCCAUCACUCCCGAUGGCAGAAAGUCCGUAUACGAUACAAAGACGCAUGGUCCGAGAAAACCGGGUUCGCUUCACUGCCCAAGGAUACCUCGUUUCCCUUGCUCGAAGAACUAUACUUGGAGAAAAGUUACUGGCUGGAACAGGACGACGUGGAUCGCAUCACAUCGACGAUGCUUUCCGCACCACGGCUUCAUUCCGUCAGUUGGCUGAGCCAGAAACCGUUCACGACGCUCACCUUUCCCUGGGCGCAGCUCACGCACUUCUGGCUGGGCCACAUCAUUUCGAUGACUGAGGGUCUCCGCAUCAUCACAUGCUGCCCUCAGCUCACGUCUCUAGAGCUGACGCUCAUUCUUCCCGUCCAAGUUACCAUCACAAACGGCUCUGACCCAAUUGUUCACAACAAUCUACAAUGCCUCCAUCUAGGCACGACAGGCGACCUCGGAAUUCUAUUUGACAAGCUCACACUACCAGCUCUGAGUGAUCUCUCGCUCUCUGAGGUCCACGGGUCCUUUCCCAACAUUACCCCCGUGCACAUCAGCCACUGGCCGCAAUCCCAGUUCCUUGCAUUCCUCCUUCGUUCUGUGUGCACCGUCAAACACCUCAUCAUACAAGAGUGCGAUAUUUCCGCGGAGGAGAUGCUGGAGUGCCUUGCACAUCCGCAGAUAUCAACGUCAUCAUCAAAGGCAUUUAUGCGUGACGGAGGAGGUGUUGAGGCGGUUGACGUAUACCACCUUCGCAGAAAAGGUUCUGCAUAG
Messenger RNA from Laccaria bicolor S238N-H82, 3312 nucleotides. RefSeq lists its product as uncharacterized. The record is from RefSeq and is a predicted model, not a curated record. Bases 1 to 3312 code for a protein of 1103 amino acids. Lineage: Eukaryota; Fungi; Basidiomycota; Agaricomycetes; Agaricales; Hydnangiaceae. The transcript is spliced from 11 exons.